AUGAAGCCCUCGUCUGCCUCCCUCUAUCUGCUACUGCUGGCCCCACAGCUCAUCCAUGGUCAAGAUUCUCAACCUGAGUGUAGAAACUGGACAAAGCCCAUCUAUGACUACAACCGUGCCCUGCAGCCAGCAGAAGAUGCCUAUCUCAGUGCCAUGAUAGCAAAGAUUGAAGAUGGCUGCUUUGAUGCUAAUGGUGUUGCCAUUCCUUGCUCCAUUGAAUCAGCUUCAAAUAUCCCAGAAGCAGCAACAUACGAAACCGAGUGCUACAAUGGUGGAGGUAGAAUCUGGACAUACACCUACAGUCCUCUCUGUGGUGAUGUCUCGAGUACAUCGGAAACCUCUGUGAAGCCAGUGCUGGUCUGUGCCAGUGCCAGCUGUGCCAGUGUUGGUGCAAGCAAUCUAGUGCCCCAGAGUGAGCUGAAAGAGCUAAAGAACAACUCAUGUGCUUCAGGAGUCACUGAUCUUGAAAUGAAGGAUCCACCAGAGCUUGUUAAUGAAGGAAAUGGGAUUUCCCAGCCAGAAUGUUACAAUUGGACCCAGGCUCAGCUGUUCGACACCAAUCCAAAUAUGAAACCAGCUGAAGAUGCCUACCUGGAAAUGGUUGCCUUGAAAAUGCAGGCUGAGUGCAUUGAUACUGCCAGCAAUACAGCCAAGGCCUGUGAUAUCGACUUGAGCGAAGAUCACGAAACAGCCAAGAGUUACAAAGAGGAAUGUGAGAAGGGUGGUGGUGUGGUUAUCAGUUAUACCUUGAAUCCAAAAUGUGAUCCAGGUGGUCAGCCCGAGAUGAAGGUUGCACCAAUGUUGGUUUGUUCCAGUGCUAGUUGCUAUACGGAAGGACAGGCCAACUUAUAUCCAAGACAAGAAGAAACAUACAAGUAUAUGGAUGAAGCUGGUAUUAACUGUGGCAGUGGGAUUCCCACGUCAGAAACUGAAGUUGUAAGCACCCCGAGCAGUGGCACAAACCUCCCUGUCGUUGGAAGCUUGUUGGGUGCCACAUUGUUGGCUAUUAUUGCCCGCUUUGUUUGA
Messenger RNA from Seminavis robusta, 1026 nucleotides. The record is from the annotation of a GenBank genome assembly. Lineage: Eukaryota; Bacillariophyta; Bacillariophyceae; Naviculales; Naviculaceae.